UGGAGUGUUUUCGUUUGCAAGGCAGCCGUCAGACUGUGGGCGAAGAAAGCAAUCCUUUUAUCGUCGGACGAUCAGAUUGCGACGAAAGGUACACUGCAACCGCAGCAAUAAUGGCACUUCGGUUGUUUCGCUUGAGCCAGGAUGUGGUUACUCCUCUGAUUAAACGUAACUGCGCCGUGUCGGCGUUCGAGUUGCAGCACAAGAAUCCUGUCCAGCGAAAGGUGGAACAAAUUCCUAAGGCGCAGUAUGGUGGUCGGCAUACGGUAACUAUGCUACCGGGAGGCGGAAUUGGCCCAGAGUUGAUGAGCUACGUACGCGAAGUUUUUCGGUUUUCUGGCGUACCUGUGGACUUCGAAAUUGUCGACAUCGACCCCGCCAGCGAGGGCAACGAGGAUCUGGAGUACGCCAUCACGUCAAUUAAGCGGAAUGGAGUCGCAAUCAAGGGUAACAUUGAGACGAAAUCGGAAGCGACCGGUAUUCUGUCGCGCAACGUUGCGCUCCGCAAUGAACUCGAUCUGUACGUGAACGUAUUGCACUGCAAAUCGUUCAACGCAAUUCCGGCGCACCAUCAGAAUGUUGAUGUGGUGAUUGUACGGCAGAACACCGAGGGCGAGUAUGCGAUGCUGGAGCACGAGAGUGUUCGGGGUGUGGUUGAGAGCAUGAAAGUAGUGACGAUCGAGAACGCGGCCAGAGUGGCACGGUUUGCGUUCGAGUUUGCCAAAAACAACAACCGUAAGAAGGUAACGACCAUCCACAAGGCCAACAUCAUGAAGCUGGCCGACGGGCUGUUCUUGAAGGUGGCCCGUGACAUCGCUAAGGAGUAUCCUGGUAUCGAACACAACGACAUGAUCAUCGAUAAUUGCUGUAUGCAGCUCGUUUCCAACCCUCACCAAUUUGAUGUUAUGAACACAACCAACCUCUACGGUAGCAUCACUUCGAACGUGCUCUGCGGUUUGGUGGGAGGUGCCGGGCUUUUCUCUGGUCGUAACUACGGUGAUCAUUAUGCUGUCUUUGAGCCGGGUACCCGGAACACCGGUACAGCGAUUGCUGGCAAAAACGUCGCCAAUCCGGUUGCCAUGCUGAAUGCAGCUGUCGAUAUGUUGUAUCAUCUUGGUCAUCGUUAUCAUGCUGAUUGUAUAUCUGAUGCGCUUCAUAAAACAAUCGAUAUCGAUGGGGUUCACACUCCGGAUCUUGGUGGAAACAACACUAGUACCGACAUUGUCCAGAAUGUUCUAAAGCAUCUGGCCGAGAAGAGGACCUAUUGGUUCCCGGCGUAUGCGUAUAUGUGAAUACUUAGGGCAAAAUAGAAUUGAAUCCAAAUCAGAACACCACCCUAACCCCCCCAAACCCGCCCCAACCCGCCCCACCACCCGGAAUCCUUAACAACUCGUUUUUUGCUAUCACUCGUUUGCCGACUCACAAUGUCUAAUCUGACCCGUGGUUUGACGAGUGACUAGUACUGCAAUUCUUAGUAGGUGUUGGGAUAAUUUUCCGAUGAAGCAUAACAACAAGACGCAUCACAAGUAAACCACUCAAAAACUACAAAAAAAACGUUCCCAAAUAAACGACACAAUUGAAAUUUUCCGAAAGGUUUUAAAUUUUGGUUGAAGAUCUGGCGUUAUUCAUCUUUUUUUGAUAUCAGUUACUAGCUCAUAGCGAUCGUGUUCUUGUUCAUGUUGGAGCCGGCUUUUGACAACGAAAUAAUAUACAGCCGCGGUUCUAUUGUACCUAUUCAUGGUAUGCGUAACAAAUAAUGCAUUCAAAACGUUUGUUGAAGGUUCUCUACUAACAUUUACUUGUAAUAUUUACUUUGUGAAUAUCUCACAAUGAAAAUACACAACUCCUAGUGUUGUUUUGUUUCUUAUGUACCUUUUCGCCUGUAUAACUCACAUAAUUGACUAGUACUUAGUGAUUGCCUUUUUCCGUGUCCUCUAAUAUCGUUAUGACCAAAAGAAAGAAAUUGUGAGUUAUAGCAACAAGUAUUCCUCGUAGAUCGAAACGAUCAGUAAUUACCGUGUUUGUCGUGAAAUGUUUUCCGAGUGUGCGUCCCCGAUUUGUCCUCUUAGUAGCUGGAAUGUGGUAUGGAAGUGGUUGUGUUACGAAUUGAAAGCUGACAAAAGUUAUAGUUUAUCUACUUUUAUUGUAAUUUUUUUUUGCUGUGUUUCUUCGAAAACAGUGAGCCUCGCAUUGGUUUUGCACAAAAUUCAAAAUCAUAUAAGCUUCGAACGUUACUCUUGGUGUCAAAUGGCAAAUCUAAGCUCACUUUUCCGAGGAUGACAAUGGGCAUAGCUUAAUUCUGUAUCACUCUGACACUGUGUUUUCUUCUUUUCGUUCC
Anopheles bellator is the source of this 2335-nucleotide messenger RNA. It is a transcript of the gene Idh3g, whose product is annotated as isocitrate dehydrogenase [NAD] subunit gamma, mitochondrial. Gene Ontology annotation, cellular component: mitochondrion. Gene Ontology annotation, biological process: tricarboxylic acid cycle; isocitrate metabolic process. Bases 111 to 1289 code for a protein of 392 amino acids. The transcript has 5 exons. The record is from RefSeq and is a predicted model, not a curated record. Lineage: Eukaryota; Metazoa; Arthropoda; Insecta; Diptera; Culicidae.